UUGACUGGAUUCUAAUAAACAAAAUUUCUUAAAAAUAAAGAUUGAAAAAAUAUGCUGUUGUGUGAAGUUGCGAUACUGACUGAUUUAAUAAUCCUAUCUGUUAAUCUGUUAGCAUCUCAGCUCGCUCUAACUAAAUGAACUUUAUUGUGAAUUGUGAAAUUACAAGAAAAUUUCCUUAGGAAUUGUGUAUUUGUGUGAAAAAUUCUAUCACCCUGAGCACAAGAAUACUAAUAUACUUAUUGUUAUUGUAAUGAAAUGAUGCUUGAAAGAGAGGAGACUGGCUUUGAGAAUUGCGAAUGAGAUAAAAGAUAAGACAGUGCCUUUUUAAUUAGUCCAGUAUUUAAUUUAAGCUGACCACCACAUUUUCACACUUCUCUCUUCUUCUGAAUGAGUGAAUACUUUGAACAUGAAUAAUCAAUUUAAUAAGACAGUCGGUGGACUCUCUCAGUACUUCUCCUCACUGUCUGGCUCUCAGUCACAUAAUCCGCGUCGUUGAAGCAGGAACAAGUGUUUACAUCAGUGCUUCCGUGAAUUGAGAACAAUGCCUGGAAGAGGAUUAUUUGUGUGGUUGGUGGUGAUGGUGUGCCUAGGUGCAGUGACAGGAUUUAGAGAUCUCAAUUCAUCGGGAAAGCGUUACUUCCGCCCAAAUGUGUGUGAAUCAGAUAAGCACGGCAUGGACGCCAAGAUUGUCUGCUACUGCACAACCCCAGGGAAUAAGACAGCAGAUUGCUGGGUGAAUGUGCAUGAUCUGUAUGAGUAUGAUCAAACGUGGAGUGGCUUCGAAAUCAACAGUGAUAUUCGACACCUGAUUCUCACGAUGGCGCCAAAUGGGCAGCUAAAUUACUUACCUAUGAGAGCUCUGCAAUACCUUCACAAUCUGCGCUCCUUUAGCAUGUCCUCGGCCAAUAUUCCAGUGAUAAAAGCUCAUACAUUCUCCUUCUUAUCUCAAUUGGACACCAUUUCUCUAAUAAACAAUCAAAUUGUUACACUGGAGAAUUAUGCAUUUGCAGAUUUGAGUCGUCUGCGUUCUCUCAACAUGUCCUUCAAUCAAAUCACCUUCCUCGAUCGCAAUGUUUUUCACAAAUGCCGCAAUUUGGAAGUCCUCUAUCUUACGGCUAACAACAUUUCAAGCAUUCUGGAUGGAGCAUUUAGUAAUCUUGAGAAAUUGGACAUUCUUAAGCUCGACUAUAACUUCAUCUCCAUGAUCACAGUCGAUACCUUCCGUGGUCUGGACAAUCUCUCUACCCUUGGACUCAUUGCAAACUACAUUACGAUGCUAGAGGACAACACAUUUGAUAAUUUACGCAAUCUCAUUUCACUGGAUCUCCGUCAAAAUGCCAUCCAGAGCAUAUCACCACGAGCUUUUAAUGGACUUACGAAGCUUCAGUAUUUAAAUUUAGAGCAGAAUGAACUGAAGAUGUUGGACUCCUUUAUUGUCCAGGGCUUGCCAAAUUUACUUUAUCUCAAUUUGGCGAAGAAUCUUCUUACGACAUUCCUGCUGGACGAACAGAGUAGUCUCUAUUCCCGUUUCCAGAAGGAAAAUACACUGUUUUAUAUUAAUGAUAACAAUUUGGUUUGUGACUGCCGUCUUAACUGGGUCUUCAGUCUAUACGGUUCUACAAAGAGUCCUAUCUUCAAGGAGGCUCUCAAUUCCCUGCAGUGUGAGCUUAUUAAACACGAUCGAACCGACUUUGUGUAUAUUUUGCGCAUUAAUUUGGCCGAACUACCCUGCGAGUACUACGCCAGCACCACGGAAUCUUUUAUGCAGGAAUAUGAUCGACCCCGCUACACCCUCAGGAAUCACUACUAUCAUUCAGGCUCAACGAUGAAUGUUGCCCAAUUAUUCCUCCUGAUACUCACACUCCCAUUAGUUCUUCACUAGACUCUGUACAUGCAAUGCACAAUAAAGUGUUCAAAUUGA
Molecule: messenger RNA, 1921 nt
Organism: Phlebotomus papatasi
Lineage: Eukaryota; Metazoa; Arthropoda; Insecta; Diptera; Psychodidae
Gene: Con
Product: connectin
Exons: 2
Coding region: 542-1882 (446 amino acids)
Molecular function (GO): protein binding
Source: RefSeq, a predicted model, not a curated record